Thyridium curvatum is the source of this 1752-nucleotide messenger RNA. RefSeq lists its product as uncharacterized. Gene Ontology annotation, biological process: phosphate ion transport; transmembrane transport. The record is from RefSeq and is a predicted model, not a curated record. The coding region runs from base 1 to 1752 and encodes 583 amino acids. Gene Ontology annotation, cellular component: membrane. NCBI's taxonomy places the organism in Eukaryota, Fungi, Ascomycota, Sordariomycetes, Thyridiales, Thyridiaceae. Gene Ontology annotation, molecular function: phosphate transmembrane transporter activity. The transcript is spliced from 5 exons.
AUGAGUGAACCCACGGGGCCAGCUCCGGCUGCAUCAAAGGCGGCCACCAAAACGUCCGGCGGGAACAAUGCCUACCACAACUUUCACAAUGACUUUCUCCAUGUUCAUGAUAUUAAUGAACGCCGUCGCCUUGCUCUUGCCGAAGUUGACAAGGCGCCUUUUGGCUGGUACCACGUCAGGGCUAUUGUUGUUGCCGGCGUUGGUUUCUUCACCGAUUCCUAUGAUAUCUUUGCUGUGUCACUCUUGACCACGAUGCUGGGUAUAGUAUACUAUCCAGGAGUGGGCACGAUGCCCACAAACAGCGAUACAGCCAUCAAGUUGGCCACCUCGGCCGGCACUGUCGUCGGUCAGCUCGGCUUUGGUGCAUUGGCAGAUAUUCUCGGCCGAAAACGCAUGUACGGUCUCGAACUCAUCGUUAUCAUCUUCGCAACUCUGGCACAGGCUCUCUCCAGCGGCUCUGCUUCCAUGGACGUCAUCGGCGUAGUCAUCUUCUGGCGUGUUAUAAUGGGCGUCGGUAUCGGAGGUGACUACCCCCUAUCCAGUAUCAUCACCUCUGAAUUCGCGACAACCAAGUGGAGAGGCGCCAUGAUGGGAGCUGUGUUUGCAAUGCAGGGCCUCGGGCAGCUCACGGCCGCCUUCGUCAUGCUCUUCAUCACCCUUGGCUUCAAGAAGUCGCUCGAGCCGUCCACCAAACUUGCCAACUGCAACGGCGACUGCGCCGUCGCCGUCGACAAGAUGUGGAGGAUACUCAUCGGCUUCGGUGCCGUUCCUGGCUGCAUCGCACUCUACUAUCGUCUUACUAUUCCGGAAACCCCACGAUACACUUUCGAUAUCGCAAGGGAUGUCGAGCAGGCCGACGACGAUGUCAAGGCGUACAUCAACGGGAAGCGCCAGGGCAACCCCGACGAGGUCUCCCGCGUCGCUGGAAAGAAGGCUGCUGCCGAGCAGAUGGCCGUCCAACAGGCAAGCUGGCGUGACUUUAUCCGUCACUACUCGAUCCCCAAGAAUGGCAUGCUUCUGGCUGGUACUGCCCUCUCGUGGUGCUUCCUCGAUAUCGCCUAUUAUGGUGUCUCGCUGAACAACGCCACCAUCCUCAGCAUCAUCGGCUACUCGACCAAGGACGCCCACAACACCUACGAGAUCCUCUACAAUACGGCCGUCGGCAACCUGAUCCUCGUCCUCGCCGGCGCCGUCCCGGGCUACUGGUUCACCGUCGCGACGGUCGACACCAUCGGCCGCAAGCCCAUCCAGCUCGGCGGCUUCGGCCUGCUAACCAUCAUCUUUAUCGUACUCGGCUUCGCCUACAACCACCUGUCCUCGUCGGGCCAGCUCGCCCUCUUCGUGCUCGCGCAGUUCUUCUUCAACUUCGGGCCCAACUCGACCACCUUCAUCGUGCCGGGCGAGUGCUUCCCGACGCGCUACCGCUCCACCUCGCACGGCAUCUCGGCCGCCUCGGGCAAGAUCGGCAGCAUCAUCGGCCAGGGCGCCAUCGCGCCGCUGCGCACGCGCGGCGCCACCAAGGAAAAUCCGGCCCCCUGGAUGGACCACGUGCUCGAGAUCUACGCGCUCUUCAUGCUCUGCGGCUGCUUCUCGACGCUGCUGAUCAAGGAGACCAAGCGCAAGACGCUCGAGGAGCUGUCGGACGACAACGACUACGCUGCUCAGCACGGCGGCGGAGUCCUUGCUGGAGAUGAUGCUGCUGGCAACGGUGGCUCGUCGGAUGAGAGGAAGGAUGCUGGAAAGGCUGUCUAG